Nycticebus coucang (slow loris) is the source of this 1985-nucleotide messenger RNA. It is a transcript of the gene ZNF784, whose product is annotated as zinc finger protein 784. Gene Ontology annotation, biological process: regulation of transcription by RNA polymerase II. Bases 26 to 994 code for a protein of 322 amino acids. The record is from RefSeq and is a predicted model, not a curated record. Gene Ontology annotation, cellular component: nucleus. Gene Ontology annotation, molecular function: RNA polymerase II cis-regulatory region sequence-specific DNA binding; DNA-binding transcription factor activity, RNA polymerase II-specific. Lineage: Eukaryota; Metazoa; Chordata; Mammalia; Primates; Lorisidae. The transcript has 2 exons.
CUCAAGGGCGGGGCUUGGGCACAAGAUGGCUGCCGCGCGCCUGGAGCCCCCUAGUCCAAGCUCACGGACCUUGGAGUCACGUUCCCCGGAGCCACGGGACUUGGUCCUGGUGCCUGAUGAUAGCCGCUCCAUCACACCCCCCAGUGACCUCAUCGAGAUCCAGGUGGUGAAGGUGACUGACACCACGCUGGUGCCUGAACCCCCGGAGCCAGGUUCUUUUCACUGUGCCUUGUGCCCAGCUGCCUUCCGGCUGGUUUCCGAUCUGCUGUUCCAUGAACAUGGCCACCUGGCAGGGGCUGAAGGAGGAAGGCAGGGUGGGGACCCAAGCCGGUGUCAUGUGUGUGGCCACAGCUGCGCGGGUCCUGCCAGCCUCCGUGCCCACUACAGCUUGCAUACGGGAGAGCGGCCCUACCGCUGCCCGCGCUGCCCUCGUGCCUUCAAGGCCUUGGCGCCUCUGCUCCGGCACCAGCACCGACACGGGGUGGAGCCAGGGAGCUCUCAGAGGCCUCCAGAAACUACACCAAUUGGAGAACAGAGGCCCGGAGUGCCCCAGGAAAGGUCGGAGGUAGUGAUGGCAGCAGCAGCUGCGGGUGCGGCCGUGGGGAAGCCUUUUGCCUGCAGGUUCUGCGCCAAGCCCUUCCGCCGCUCCUCAGAUAUGCGAGACCACGAGCGCGUGCACACAGGCGAGCGGCCAUACCACUGCAGCAUCUGUGGCAAGGGCUUCACACAGUCCUCAGUGCUGAGCGGCCACGCCCGCAUCCACACAGGCGAGCGCCCCUUCCGCUGCAGCCUCUGUGACCGCACUUUCAACAAUUCUUCCAACUUCCGAAAGCACCAGCGUACCCACUUCCAUGGGCCAGGGCCUGGGCUGGGAGACUCUGGAGGCCAGUUGGGGUCAAUAGCUGAGGGGUCCAGGAGCGGGUGUGGGGGAAGGGACACUCUGGAAGAGGGGCAUGGAGAGACAGCGAAAGUGAAGACGGAAGUUGACCAGUAGUCUGGGAGAGCUAAUGCAGGCUCUCCACACCACAGUAGGAGGUAGACUACAGGGGGGUGGGGAUGGGAAAGAGGAUGCAAGGGACAGAAGAGGAGAGAUUGGGGGAGAAACGACAGUUAAUGGGGUGAGCCAUGAGCAGUUACCAUUGGCCAACAGAGGGCAAGAGUCAGGUUCCACACUCCCACAAGCUCAUACAGCACAUCUGCUCUCAGAGGAAGGGACAGAUGUUGCCUUGUGGGUUCCCAGCUAAAGGCAAGGAACAUGGGCUGCAUUUCUCUACCCCAUUUGCCUUGUCAUUGGGUUAUCUUUGUGCAGGACACAGCCUGUCAUAACAGAGCCUGGGCACUGCAAAUGGGGAGCCAGGGUUGAGUGGAAACCUGAGAAUCUGGUACCAUCAUAGUAGUCCUGGUGUAGUCCUUCUGAAAUUUUUUUUGUUUGGAGGGGUGCCUAGAAUGGACUAGGAUGGAAUCUUUUGCCUACCUCAUUGGAUUGCACUGGACCUGGGGUGUCUGCCCACCUUCAGGCAGAAGACACCCAUCAGGUGGUCUUAAAGAUUGGAUCCUGUCACCUCAAAGCCAGAAGGGCCCCAAGUCACAGCUCAGAGCACUUGAGCCUCAAGGAUGUAAGCCUGAUGAUAGGCUCUUGAUUCUAAGAGCAGCUGCCCCCACCCCCAUGAUGGUCCCUCCAUAACCCAUUCAGACUCUUCUUUGGAGGCAAGCAACUACCUAAUGCCCCUCCCCACCCCCAAGCUGUAGGCUCAGAGCCUGUGAUCCCCCCACAUCUACAAAGUAGCCUCGGGUUUCUCUAAUUUCCUCCACUCCCAACUUAAAGCAAACAAUUUACUGCCUAGUCCCAGGCAAUCCCAAAGCAAAAAUGGCUGAUUGGUGCCAUGGUGGGCUGGCCAAGGGUGACAGGAGGGCCUGGGAGCUGGAGGUGAAAAACCUCCAGUUCUGUUCCUAUUAAAGGACCUUCUGAAGGGUUUCUCUAUGUC